GGCUUUAUCAAUGAUGCUUGUGGUAGACUACUCUGUCCUGCUGAACUUGAUUGGAAUGAACCGGGCGUCAAGGCAGGAAUAAGAAAUCACUCAGAUGGAUAUAUUGUAACUGAUCUCUCGUUUCCUACCUUUCUCUAUGAAAAGUAUACAGCUAGUGCUGAUAAUCUGGAGGAGGGUCUUUUCAAGGGGGGAAUACUGGUUAAGGCCUACAAAGCUGUGUUUACCUCUCCCUCCUCUGCCAAGGACGUUGAGGGUGAUGGUGAUGGUGCAGAUAUCAGUGCUAACAACAGAAGGGCCCAGAAGAGUCACCACAGACUCAAAGUCAAGAAACAUGUUACUCAUAUCAUCAAGAUGAAGAAAGUAACACCUCGCUCCAUUGCGUAUAUAGCUUGUCAAGCAAGAUUUGCUCUCUCUUCUGUCACCUCCUGGCAAUCAGUAGAUGGAGAUUUUGACUACAUACAAUUUUGGAGGACCAUAGUUGAUGUCUUUGAAAAGGUGCCUGGGCAAUCUGCUCAACGCAGGGUUGACCACCUUCUCGAGUGGUGGACCAGGUGUGUUAUUUACCCUAUCUUAAAGCAUCAACACAACUAA
This is a messenger RNA of Suillus subalutaceus, 591 nucleotides long. RefSeq lists its product as uncharacterized. The record is from RefSeq and is a predicted model, not a curated record. The transcript has 4 exons. Lineage: Eukaryota; Fungi; Basidiomycota; Agaricomycetes; Boletales; Suillaceae. The annotation marks the transcript as partial.